CAUAGGUAGGCGGGGCUUCUUGAAAACAACAACAACAGAGACAGAAACUCGAUAUAUUUGCACGAUAUUCAGAAUUGUUAACAUCUGACAACACACAAUGAGUGGGAGCCCCGCCCCCCUGGACUUGGGGCGGCUGGAAAUAGAUGCCAAGGCGUCAGCUGCCAAACUUGUGGCCAACCUGCUUCAGCGUCCUGACCAGUUGGAAAAAGUGGAUCACAUACGCCGACGAAUGGUCAGGAAAAAGGCCUCAGUGGAAGCCAUGUUGAAAACUGCUGUCCAGUCUCAACUGGAUGGGGUGAGAACUGGUCUGAACCAGUUACAGAGCGCCUUGCAAGAUGUGUAUGAAAUAAAACAGAACUUGGAUGAGAUUGAGGAAACAUAUCAGUCCAUAGUGCCUUUGCGUCAAAAAUUACAGGAUGUCCGCUUCGAAAACUCCAAUUACUGCCAGCUAGCCACAGCUGUAGAAAAUCUCAAACACAUCUUCACAGUGCCAGAAGGUGUGAGGAAAACUGAAGACCUAAUCAAUGAGGGGAAGCUCUUACAGGCUCAUAAACAUUUGACGGAAUUGGAAACUUCCCGUGAUGAUUUGCUGUUUGAACUACAUAAACAACCUAACAAGAGCCCGACAGAUAGAAAUACCCUGAAGCACUAUUUUGCGGAUGUGGAGAAGCUGUCAGACUCUCUAGGCAAGCAGAUCUUUCUGAUUCUAAACCGUACCCUGAUUACAGUCAGACGGGAGCCCAGCAUCAUCGUCACCGCGCUACGCAUCAUCGAGAGAGAACAGAGAACCGAUGAUGCAGUCAUUAAGCGGCAUGCACAAACAGGAUUUAUCCCCCCUGGAAGACCCAAGGAUUGGAGGCAGAAAUGUUUUGCCAAACUGGAAGAGUCAAUUUCUGAAAGGAUAGAGGGAAAUGAACCGGAUGACAGAACAAAGAACAAAAUGUGGCUGGUGAGACAUUUAGAGUUGAUUCGACAGAGAAUGAUUGAGGAUUUCAGGGUCAUCAAGACACUGUUACCACCAGUGUUCCCCCCGGAGUAUGACAUUGUUCACAAAUACCUACACAUGUACCACAAUGCAAUAGGGCAUCAUCUGAAGGAAAUGAUAUCUGAGGAGCUGGAGAGGAAUGAGAUUGUCUCCCUGCUAACCUGGGUCAAUGGAUACGAUGGUCCAGAACUCCUGAAACAUCCUGAUAUAGACCUGGAUAGUAAAGACCUCGGCCCUCUACUGGAGACUCCAGUUGUUGAGGAUCUACAGAACCAGUAUCUGAAGACAAUGAAGAGCAACGUGUCAGAAUGGCUGAGCAACUCACUCAAGACUGAUCUCAAGGACUGGUACAGCAACUCGCCCCCCGACCAGGACGGAGAGGGGAAAUACAACACUGCCCUUCCUGUCAUCAUUUACCAGAUGAUGGAACAAAACAAUCAAGUGGCUGCCCUCAUAAACCAUGACUUGGUGCAGAAUGUCCUCAUGCUUUUUGUAGAUGAGCUGAACUCAUUUGCCGCAUAUUACAGAGGUGAGCUUACCAAAUACAAGGAGAGGCAUCUUCAGAACCGAAAUGAACCCCAGUAUUUCCUGCACUUUGUAAUUGCUAACAUCAACAACUGUUUAGCAUUUGCUGACCAGAUGAAACAGCUCAGGCGAUGGUAUCUGAAGAACGAAUACACAGAAACCACCGACGACGACUCAGAUAACAUUCGCACUGACCGCUUCGGUCUGCUCGACAUCGAUUUUCACAAUCUCGGACAUUUUGGAACUGACAUGAUUGUAGAGGAAGUGUUCACGGACCUGAGAGAGAGCCUGAGUGAGCUUCUCACCAGAUCAUGGAUAGACAGUUCCAAGACGGUGGAUGUGAUUUGCGCCACACUACAGGACUACAACGAAGACCUGCAGCAUCUGAAGCCGGAAUUCCACAACUCCAUUCUCACAAAGUUUGAGCGAGUCAUUGUCAAGGAGUACCUCAAAGCUCUCUUUUCUAGAAAGUUGUCAUUCAAGAAUUAUGACGAGAGACGACGUUCUGCCGAGAAAAUCUGUACAGAAGCUGACCAAUAUAAAAGACUGAUACGCGAGCUUCGCCCUAGAGGAGGUCAAAAGUCCACACUGAUGGAUGUCCUACCCAUGUUGUCUGAAGUUCUCAAGCUGAAGGACACCUCCAUGUUGUCGUUGGAAGUCACACAUCUCGCCAACAAGUACCCUGAUGUGAAGAUGGACCAGGUGAUCAGCCUGUUGCUAGCUCGCGGGGACAUAAGUCGCUCUGAGGCCAGACAGAUUGCUGUUGAUGCUCUGCGAGAAGCUCAUCACCUCCAGUCCAACCACCAUUUAUUGUCCAUUGUUCCAUUUGCUUGUCCAUUUAUCCAGUUGUUAAACAUUUCUUAUUUGUUAUUCAAUUCACCAACCACUUAUUGUUCAUUGUUCAAUUUGCCUACCAUUCCUUGUUCAUUGUUCAGUUUGCCUACCAUUCCUUGUUCGUUAUUUAGUUUGCCUUCCUUUGCUUGAUCGUUUCAGUUGCUCCAACCUGUUCGUCCAUUUUUCAAUUUGUCCUUCUUUUGUUAUCCAUUGUUCUAUUCGCUUAUCAUAUCUUGUCCAUUGCUCUGUUAGCCCACCAUUGCCUGUGUGUUGUUCUGCUUGCCCAUCAUUGCUUGCUUUUUGUUCCAGUUGCCCAUUGUUGCUUGUCCAUUGUUCUAUUCACCCAUCAUUGCUUGUUCAUUGUUCCAUUUGACCACUGUUACUUGUUCACUGUUCCAUUUGACCACUGCUGCUUGUCCAUUGUUCCCGUUGGAUACCAUUACCUGUCCAAAGUUCCAGUUGCCCAUCUUUGCUUCCCCUGGGCCCUGCCAUAGUUUCCUUCCACCAUAAUACUGGCCACCGUGGUAUAAAUGAAAUAUUCUUGAGUACGGCAAAAAAGACCUAUCAAAUAAAUGAAUAAAAAUUCACUGUAGCCACCAUUGCUUGUUCAUUGUUCCAUUUGAGCACCUAUGCUUGCCUGAGCACCUAUUGUUCCUUUUUUCAAUGUUCACUGAUCCAUUAUUCAAUUAAUGUUUUUACCCAUCAUUGUUUGUGCAUCUGUGCACAGUUGCUCAUCCCUUCUUCAAAUUGUCCGUCAUUUCUUAAUGGCCGUUCCAUUUGUUCAACAUUAGAAGCAAUUGAAUGUUCUUUGCAUAAUGCAAUUUGUUUGUGAUU
This is a messenger RNA of Liolophura sinensis, 3178 nucleotides long. RefSeq names its product exocyst complex component 3-like. Gene Ontology annotation, cellular component: exocyst. The record is from RefSeq and is a predicted model, not a curated record. Gene Ontology annotation, biological process: exocytosis; exocyst localization. Bases 98 to 2494 code for a protein of 798 amino acids. NCBI's taxonomy places the organism in Eukaryota, Metazoa, Mollusca, Polyplacophora, Chitonida, Chitonidae. The transcript has 24 exons. Gene Ontology annotation, molecular function: SNARE binding.